Messenger RNA from Penaeus indicus, 2521 nucleotides. RefSeq lists its product as uncharacterized. The coding region runs from base 1 to 2001 and encodes 666 amino acids. The transcript is spliced from 4 exons. Lineage: Eukaryota; Metazoa; Arthropoda; Malacostraca; Decapoda; Penaeidae. The record is from RefSeq and is a predicted model, not a curated record.
AUGUUUUAUCAGCGCUUUUCUUGGGGAAAUCCUUAUGCGGCCCAGCGUCACCCAGACUCUGCCUCCAACGGCCCCGGGUACAUUGAGUUUGAGACCCCUGAUAUAUAUUAUAUGGGAAUCACCAUCGUGGUUCCGAUUUUGGGUGUCGUACUGGUGGCUUUGGUCGCGGGGGCGGGGGGGGAGGCCGUCGCACCCUCCCCUUACCUCGGGCUCUUCGGCUCCUCCGUCCCCGUCGCCUCCAGGCUCGCGUCGACCUCCCGGUACUCCUUGACAGUCCAGCACGGCGCCGUCCCACGUGCGAGUUCCGUCUCAGCGCCCCUCGAGCGUGAGAAGUUGGUGAAGUUCGAUGUUGACGACACGACUCUGUACCGCGAGGACGUGGGCGACGGUCCCUCCAAUCCCGAGGAGAGCUCCGAGGAGGUCCAGCGGCGUCAGGAAGGUCUUGGCAAGUCUUCAACGCGCCCCUUCCACCCCCGAAUCGAUACCGCUCUUCCUCCGCAGAGGACGCGAGCGACAGUUCCUUCUGUUCCUAAGGUGGAGACGCCAACAGCCGUCCCUGUCGCUCUUCCAGUCCAGGCGCAAGUUGCUGUUGUUUCUCCGGCCAGCGCGAAGGUCGUUGUCCCGGUGGUCCCUGCAGCGGUGUCGCCCUUGGUCACCCCCGCACCCCAAGUGACACUCCAGCAUGAGGUGGUCAAGCAGCAGUUCCAUGCCCAGGACGAGCUCGGCCGCUACGCCUUCGGGUACAGCGGCGGCCCGUCGUCCCGCGCCGAAACCCGCGACGCCCUGGGCCACGUCCGGGGCUCCUUCAGCUACGUGGAUCCGCACGGGAAGAUCCAGUAUCAGCACUACGUGGCCGACGAUCACGGCUUCAGGAUCACCUCCGCCUCCAACUUGCCACAACAAAGGCGGAAACGUUCCGCAGAAACUUCAGAGGACCAGAAGGCUACGGAAGCCCAUGUAACAGGCAAGGCACGCUCACAUAAAGCUCAUUCAGGGACCGGAUCUCCGGCUGGCACUGCCAGUCUAACAGGAUUUGCCAGCCACCCAGGAACCCCAAGUCAGUCACCAUUCGCACUCCAGCACUUCUUAACCGCCCAACCCAACUCAGUGGCCCAGCCAGCUCACUUGGCUCAUUCAGACACUCUAGCUCAUUUUGGCUUCCCCUCUCAAAGCGGCAUCUUGGUUCGCCCAAAUGAAAUCCAAGCAGCUAACACGGCACACUCAAAUUUUGCUCACUUGGGACCUGCAGUUCAGACGAACCCUGGAAUUGGUCAGAGUUCCUUGCCUCUCCCGGGCAGCUUUGCUCACCAACUUACCCCGGUUCCCGUCGGCUUUGCGGUCCAGCCAGUUAAUUCUGCCCACCAAGGUGCCACGUCCUUCCAGAAUGCUGCAUUCCAGGGUACCGUAGCCACCCCAAGUAACGCCUUCCAGGGCGCAGUAACUAGACCAAGUAGCACAGCCUUCGUAGGUUCCCUACCCAGUUCUCAUAACAUACCGUUUCAGGGCCCACUGAUUCACCAAGACACCCCAGCACAAUCACAGUUUGUGGCAGUCCCAGGUUCCAGACCAUCUACACUGUCUACUGCUGCUGCCGGUACUGUUGGCCUUCCGAGUACUCACGGUUUUGCAGGUCAGAGUACCGUCUUCGGAAACCAGGGGUCCCUCACUGCACCUGGGUCCUUUUCACCCACUGGCGCCCCAUCCUUUCCCAGCGGCAAUGUCGCACUCUUCGUGAAUUCCGACUUCCUUCAGAGCAACCGCGGAGACGCCUUCGCCCCAACAUCCGGUGGCAGCGUGCGUCAUUCCAACCCCAGCCACGGGAUUCUGCAAGGCCUCGGGAGAAUUCCUAGCACCCCGGGACUUCUGACCUCCGCUUCCGGCACUCCAGGAAUCCUCGACGUCUUGGGCAACCAGGGUAGCUCCGGCUUUUCCUAUGGAUUCGAGGAAGGUCCUACAUCUGUCCAGACUUUCGGAAGUCACUUCAACCCUGGACGUCAGUAAGAAGGAAGAGCAUCCUGAGGGAAAUUAUUCUACCAUAGGCAACUAUGUUAACCUACAUAGGUUACUAAUCGCCUAAUCUUCCGCCUGUUUCAGAAUCAAAUUUGUACUCGAAGCCGUCUUUUGGUGUACAAUGGUGGUUUAAUAAGUGGUAGGCAGAGAUAGGGAAACAGAGGGGCUAGGAAGGUGGGAAGGAAGAAGGGAAGGAAGGAGAGAGAGAGAGAGAGGGAAGGAGGGAAAAAGAGAGAGAGGGAAGGAGGGAGAAAGAGAAAGAGAGAGAAACCUAUUCAUUUCCCUCAGUUCCACCUCAGUCUCUAUCCAAUAUUCUCGAUAGAACCCUGAAUAGGUGUACCUAAGGCGGAGAUUCAGUCAUUUUUUCUUUAUUAUUUUGUAUUUAGAUUAAGGCAUAUGUAUGUGUAUGUUUUGUGUAUAAUUGUAGUACCCAAACUUAUAUACAUUCAGACAUGCGCAAUGCAUUUCAGCAGAUUAUUUCAUUUUAUAUCUAAUGUGAAUAUGUACAGAU